This is a messenger RNA of Closterium sp. Yama58-4, 2766 nucleotides long. The record is from the annotation of a GenBank genome assembly. Lineage: Eukaryota; Viridiplantae; Streptophyta; Zygnematophyceae; Desmidiales; Closteriaceae.
AUGAGAGGCGCGCUCCAGCCGGGCGAGGAUAUUAUCAAUCGUCUGCCCGACGACGUGCUCUCCGCAAUUCUCGACCGCGCCUCUUCCAGCAACGCGGUGCACCACGCGCUCGUGUGCCGCCGGUGGCUGCGACUGGCGCAGCACUCGCAGCAAGCCGUACACGUCAGCGCGGAGCGCAACCUCCACGCGGGCGAGCUGCUGCGCGGCUUGUCGAGACUCCCCAACGUGACCUCGCUCAUGCUAGCCUACAGGAGCGUCGACUUUCUCAACGACGAGUUCCUAACGGCGCUGCCCUCCGCCUGCUCGCAGCUCUCCCGCCUGCGCCUGGACGAGCCGCGGUACACCGGAGUGCCGCACUUCCGCAUCACGCCCACAUGCCUCGGCCGCUUCUUCCUACGCGCUUCGCGCCUCGAGGAGCUCACUCUCGACCACAGCUUCGGCAACAUGACGAAGCUUCCCUCCUCGCUCGCAUCGCUCUCGUCGCUCCGCGUGCUCAACCUCAGCUUGGCGCGCAUUACCGUUCUUCCCGACGGGCUCGGCGCGCUGCGCGCGCUGGAGGAGCUGCGCGUCAGCUGCCCCGAGCUGCGAAGCCUCCCCGCGUCCGUUACGCAGCUCACGCGGCUGUCUCUCCUCUGCGUGACAGACUGCCGCGCCGUGCGCCAGCUGCCCGCGCAGCUCGGCGCGAUGAGUGCGCUGACGGCGGUGGAAAUACACGGGUGGUUCCGCCUGGAGGGCAUUCCGGAGAGCAUCGGCGCGCUCAAGGAGCUGCGCCGCCUGGACUUGCGCAACAUCAGCUGCGCGAUGCCCGAGGUGGGGGAGGAGUGGCGCAAGCUGGAAGAGUUGCGCCUGGAGAACGUCAGCCGCGGCCUCCGCGCGCUCCCCGACGACAUCGGCGCGGCGCCGGCGCUCCGCGAGAUCGAGAUCGUCGACUCGCCGAUCGCCGAGCUGCCCGCGUCGAUCGCGAUGCUGACGUCACUGGAGCGGCUGGUGCUGGCGCCGAGCAAGUCGAUGAGAGCGCUGCCGCCCACGCUGCUGGCGCUGCCGCGAUUGGCGCACGUGGUGCUGAAGAACGUGUCGUGCCUUGCUUCGCUGAUCGGGGGCGGCGGCGAGCGCGCGGACGCGGACGCGGACGCGCGCGGACAUCGCCAGCCAGGCGGGCGCCUCGCGCCGCUGCAGUCUUUCUCCCUCGAGUGUUGCUACUUAAUCACCCAUUUUGCCCCCGCCCUCCCCGCGCUCGUGCAAUCCUUGCGCGCGCUCACGCUCGCUGACCUCCCCGCGCUCUACUCCUUGCCCGCCGAAGUCUUCCGCCUCACCGCGCUCACCUCCCUCUCGCUCCUCCGCCUGCAGCACGUCAAGUGCCUCCCUUUCGCGCUCUCCGCGCUCACCGCCCUCCGCGCGCUCACAAUCACCUCCGCGUCCGAGCUCGCGGCGCUUCCCGAAUCCCUGGGCCAGCUGGCGGCGCUCGAGUCGCUGGAGCUCGACGACUGCCCCGCGCUGCGGAGCCUGCCCGCGUCGCUGGGCCGCCAGACGGCGCUCGGCGUUGCGGAGUCUUCCGCCGUGUCCGCCGCCAUGAACGGGCUCAGCGCACUGACGCACCUCAGCGUCUCCCGGUGCGGUGCCCUCACCGCGCUGCCGGGCUCCGUUGGUCAGCUGGGCCGCUUGAAAACGUUGACUAUAGCGAGCGCGGCGAUCGCGUCCCUAAGCCCGUCGAACGGUCUGAGCGGGCUGACCAGCCUGGAAGCGCUACGCAUCUCCGACUGCCCCCUCCUCGCCGCGCUCCCCGCGUCCCUCUGCGCCCUCCCCCGCCUCCACACGCUCUCCCUCGCCAAAUGCCCCGCCCUCCGCGCCCUCCCCGACGCCAUAGGCCAGCUGCGCGCCCUUAAGCGCCUCUCCCUCAAGGACUGCGCCGCGCUCGCCCGCCUCCCCGCGUCCCUCCCGCGCCUCCCCGCGCUCGAGUCGCUCGACAUCGCUUCCUGCGCGCUGCUCGCGCACCUCCCCGACGACUUCCGCCCGCUGCCUCGCCUCGCGCGCCUCUCCGUCCGCAACUGCCGCGCCUUCUCCCGCCUCCCCGCCUCGCUCUCCCGCCUGCCCGCUCUCCGCGUGCUCCAGCUCUCGUCCUGCGCGUCUCUCUCCGCGCUCCCCCCGGACCUCGCGGCCCUCCCCGCGCUGCACUCGCUGCUGCUGGACGGGUGCUCCGCGCUGGCGGAGCUGCCCGCGGGGCUGGCGCGCGCGCAGGGGUUGCGCCACGUGGACGUGCGCGGGUGCGGGGCGGUGGGAGAGGACGCGGAGGUGGGAGUGUGCGGGCGACGCGUCCACGUGGAGCGGGAUCGACGCGAAGGGGGCGAAGGGGGCGAAGGGGGCUCGUACGUGGGGACGAUGGCCAGAGACAUGGAAGGAGGUGAAGGGGGGACAGAAAGGGGAGGUGUGGUGAGAGGCGGGUUGGAGGGAGCUGUAGCGGCUGAGGGGGAUGAAGGCGUAUCCGGGAUGGGCGCAGAGAGGGAGAGCAGAGGUGGGGAAGUGGAAGGAGGUGAAGGGGGGGCAGAAAGGGGGGGUGUGGUGAGAGGCGGGUUGGAGGGAGCUGUAGCGGCCGUGGGGGAUGAAGGCGAAUCCGGGAUGGACGCAGAAAGAGAGAGCAGAGGUGGGGAGGAUGGCUUUGGUUCAGUGUGGCAAUCGCGAAGGGACCGAGAGGGGGAGAGGCAGGAGGAAGGGGAAGGUGUGGGGGAUGAGUUGUGGGGAAGGACGAUAAGGUGGGAGAGGGUGAGAUGA